CCUCCCUCUAAAAGCGCUCUGUGUGGGGAACAUGAGAGCCAGACCAAAGCUCAGAGACUCACUGAAGUCCUCAAGCAGAUGAUGAUGGAGGAAGAGGAGGACAGAGUAGAGUCUACAGGAUCCAGCUUUCCAUCUGUGACCACUGACCGGUCCAAAGGUCAACCUCCAGACUUCAGUGAUGAGCCAACGAGAUUAAACAUGGCAACGUACACAGAUGACAUAGAUUGUAACAAGAUUUACCCUGUGACUGAACAUUCCAUAUCAAAUCGCAUCGCACUGCUGAUCAAUAUUAGACAUUUUUAUGAUCUGAAAUCAAACCGACACGGUGCUGAGUAUGACGCACAAGCCAUGCUCAACCUGCUCUAUAAUCUGGGCUAUGCAGUGGUAUAUUAUCAAGACCUGACUGCACAGGAGAUUGAUGAGGCUCUAAUUCGUUUCUCCAAGCAUCGAAAGCUCUUUAACACAGACAGUGUGUUUGUGGUUCUCAUGUCUCAUGGCGACUUGGGAACUAUCCGAGGAUCUGACCUGAAGAACUUUGAAAUUGAUAAAAUUUAUGAGCGCUUAAACACGAAGAACUGCCCUGCACUAAUGAACAAACCAAAGGUCAUAAUCAUUCAGGCCUGUAGAGGAGAGAAUGAAGGAGUAGUUACAGUAGAUGCAAGCAAACAAUCCAUGGGGACAGAAAACACUGGCCCUCCAUCAAAAAACAUUGCCAAAGUUGGAAAAGUACACAUAGAAAAGGAUUUCAUUGGUUUUCAUUCGAGCACACCUCACACCUAUUCAUAUAGAAACCCAGAAUAUGGUUCUAAUUUUUUCCAUUACAUUUGUGAUGUGAUCCUCACGGGGUGUUGUCAAGAUGAUAUUGAAGAACUAUUCAAAAAGGUCAUGCAACAGUUUGAAGAUUUCCCCUCUGAACAGAGGCAGAUGCCAACCAAAGAGAGAGACACUCUGACAAAACACUUCUACCUAUUUCCAGGAAUUAAGCACCGGUUCCCCGAAGAGAAGCAACUACACAAGAGACUGGAAGCUCUCAGGGUGGAGCCUGCUGGGGGGCAAUGGUUGAGACCAGGUCUGAGGAAGUAUUCCUGUCAACUCACAAUUGACACAAACACAGUACACACAAACCUCCAACUGUCUGACAACAGCAGGAAGAUGACAUAUGUGAAGGAGGUUCAGUCAUAUCCUGAUCAUCCAGAGAGAUUUGAUUUUUAUCCUCAGCUGCUUUGUAGAAAUGGUCUGACUGGCAUCUGUUACUGGGAGGUCGAGUGGAGAGGACACAUUUUUAUAUCAGUGAGUUACAGAAGAAUCAGAAGGAAAGGAGGCAGUAAAGACUGUAGGUUUGGAUGCAAUGAUCAGUCCUGGAGUCUGAGCUGCUCUGAUGAUGGUCCUCGUUCUGUCUGGUAUAAUGGAAAAAGAACAUCCAUCUCCUCCUCCUCCUCCUCUGUCUCUAACAGAGUAGCAGUGUAUGUGGACUGUCCUGCUGGCACUCUGUCCUUCUACAGAGUCUCCUCUGACACUCUGAUCCACCUCCACACCUUUAACACCACAUUCACUGAAACUCUUUAUCCUGGGUUUACACUCUGGCCUGAUAGUCCUUGUUCCUCAGUGUCUCUGUGCUGAAUUGAGUGUAAAAGUGUCCUCCUGUUAGAGAAACACUCUGACUGUUGAACAGAUAGUUCAGUCUGUACAUGUCUGUCUCUUUCACUCACAAACACGUUUUCAGAUUCAUGGAUUCAAUCAGUUGAUGUUUUAAACUCUUCUAAAUGAUUCCUUGUAAACCUCUUCCUCUUCAGUCCUUUAAAGAUGGAAGCUCCCAUUAUUCCAGGAUCCACAUGUUGUUUUUCUGUCUUUUUCCACUCAAAGCUUCACAGAAACAAAAGAUCUUUCAAAAAAGGUACGACUUUGGUAAGCUAUGAAGAUGCACACCUUGAUGAAUUGUCGGAGCAUUAUGGCUACCGUAGUCAGGAGUCUCGAGGAUCAAUCCGGGUCCAAACUCUGCUUCCGGUCCUUAAGUUGAAAAAACACUGCAGCAUCAAUGAGAGUUCAAAACUGUCUAAAUUCUUUCAUGUUUAAUAAAAUGAUCAGCGUCUCUGCUUUACCAGGUGCAACAACUAAGUUUAACUAUCAGGCUGCCCCUCCCUCGGCCUGAUACUGUUUUUUUCUGUUAAAAGAAAGUUUUUCCUUUUCACUGUCACCAAAGUGCUUGCUCAUAGGGGGUAAAAUGAUUGUUGGGUUUUUCUUUACAUGUAUUAUUGUAAGUCCUACUUUACAAUUUGAAGUGACUGUUGUUGUGAUUUGGCGCUGUAUAGUUAAAAUAAAAUGAAAUAAAAUAAAAUUGAA
Oreochromis aureus is the source of this 2340-nucleotide messenger RNA. RefSeq names its product caspase-12-like. Gene Ontology annotation, molecular function: cysteine-type endopeptidase activity; protein binding. The transcript is spliced from 11 exons. Lineage: Eukaryota; Metazoa; Chordata; Actinopteri; Cichliformes; Cichlidae. The record is from RefSeq and is a predicted model, not a curated record. Gene Ontology annotation, biological process: proteolysis. The coding region runs from base 79 to 1620 and encodes 513 amino acids.